AGAGAUAUAUGGACGAUUGUAUCGUCGCACUCUUGUCUCGCGUCUCUUGUUACCGAUAGUAAUGAGACACUGCGCGUUUAGAGCCGGCUGGCCAUUUUGCACCAGCCGAUACGUCGAUCCGUUUCCGGCGAAAGAAUGACACGCGAGACGGCAGAGGCGUCACAUUCGUUCGAUCGACGCCAAAGUCUGGCCAGUUCGUUUAGCAACCCAUCCUUUUGAAAAGGCUAAUUGAACGUUCGCCUUGGUAUCUCGAGACUUUCACUGUCGAACCUUCCACGAACCGAAAAUUGAGAUGACCGUUUCGGGGAUCUGGCAAUUGGUAUCCUUCCUCGUCGUAUCUUCCUCCGUGGUGCUUUCGGCGGACAACGUGUGCCCGAGAAUGGAAAACUACACGAUCACCUCGAUGGAAACGUACACGGAGCCGGUUAUCGUGAUUACGUUCACCUGGUGCUUGCAGAUUCCACCCAGGUGUCCCAAGACUCGAACGGAGAUGAGGCCACGGUAUCGAGUGAAGACGGAGUUGAAGACCAGGAUUAUAAACGAGUGUUGCGAAGGCUAUAAAAUGAUGUCAUCCGAUGAUGAAGAGAGUAGUAUCGAGUGCAUGCCUUUUUGCGAAGAAUGUCUAUCAGGGAUCUGCGUGUCGCCGAGUCAAUGCCUGUGCUCUCCUGGUUAUCAGGGUGAUAACUGUAAAUCUGUAUGUCCACGAGGCACAUGGGGCAUCCAGUGCAAGGAGAAAUGCAAUUGCACCGAGGACGUACCUUGCAAUCCCGUAAGUGGACAGUGCAUCUGUCCGCCAGGAUUGCGUGGACAAAUGUGCAACGAGUCGUGUCCUGGCGAUCGCUGGGGGCCGGGAUGCUCGUUUCCAUGCAACUGCAAGGAUUCGAGGAACGGGUGUCAUCCAGAAACGGGUCGAUGCAUCGACGAUAACAAGAUUUUCACGGAGAACACGAGCCAUCCUCGAAACGGAGACGAGGAAAACAGCGUGAAUGCGAACUUCACGGGUUCCCAAGUGGGCACAGAUACGUCGCGGAUUUGGGAUACAACGACGGAAGAUGAUCGCGAGAUAGCCGCCACGACGGAUAAUCCUGGUAAAGAGACCUCGAAGCCUGAAAGUGCGAGCGUCUCGAGCACCGUGAAGCCUGUCAUCGUUUGGGUUUCCAUUCCGGAGCGGAGAAGGAACUUGGACAAAGGCCGAGGAGAAUUCGCGGUUAAGAAUCCGUUCGUGAGGCGCAUGGAUGACGACUUGCAAGACAUAGGUUCAUCCGAGAACGAUUAUGUCAAAAAUAUUCACAAAGACGUUCAAUCGACUCCAAUUCCCCUGGACAUCGCCCUGAUUGUGGUAGCCUCGAUCGUAUCGUUGGGUCUGACCUCGGUAGCGGUGGUCAUGGUUCUCCACAUGCGUUCCAAGCUUCUGGAAGCAGCUAGGUUGUCCAUCUACGAGGAAGCGAAGACGAAGAGUCAAGAGAAUCCGAAUGCGGCUAAGAUCUCGUCGAUAGUGACCGGUAGUACUCUUCCCCAAACUCCAAUUCGUUUGGUACCUCUGUUUGCCUCCACUCCAGAGACUAGAACGAUACCAAUAGAUAACGAUCCAUCGAGUAAUUACGCCAAUGGAGCAGCCACGAUCGGUCUCAGAUUAUCUGGUAAUUUGCAUGGUUUCUUUCAGGAGGAUCAUUACGACCGGCCUCCAGCAACAAGGAUACACUUGCAAGGCGAAUUCGAUGCUAAUACCGAACACGUCUACGAUGAAAUUCCCUUGCAAUCGAGCCCUUCGAGCUCCCGUAGAAACAUCAUCGAUACUCGUACAUUCAACAUGUCGAAGACGUUGCACGCCUGCUUUUAUAUUAUUUCGGCGCUGUUGGUAUCCGAUACCGCGUUGGCGAUCGAAGGUGUGAAAGGUGGCCGUCACCGUAUCCAAUAUGAUCGAUCCCAGCUCGCCGUGAACACCACGAUGGCGCAAGGACUUUGCUACAAGAGAAUACGUUACCAAGAUGCAGUCGAAUUGAACGCCACAGGCCAGUUCCUUCAUAACACCCUCCCGAUGACUUCUCAGGAAGGCACGAAAGGUGGGUGGAUAACGAUUUUGGAUUGUUGCGACGGGUACGAGCGCAGCUCCGGUACCUGCUACCCGAUCUGCACCGAGGGAUGCUUGGGAGGGAACUGCACAGCGCCGAACGUGUGCAGCUGCUCGCCAGGAUGGAUCGCUCAGAAGGGCGUCUGCGGGCCUUACUGCGAGCAAGCUUGCCAGAAGGACGCCUACUGCUUCUCGCCGAACGUGUGCGCUUGCAAGUUGGGCUACGAGGAGGUGAACGGGGAGUGCAAGCCCAUCUGCCCCCGUGGGUGCGUGAACGGCGAGUGCGUGGCGCCGCACGUGUGCAAGUGCAGGCCAGGCUACCAACUCGAGCCAGGGAUGGAGGGAACCGACGCGAAAUGCGUGCCGGUGUGCGAAAACGGUUGCCGUAACGGAGAAUGCACAGCUCCCGGGGUGUGCACUUGUCACGAAGGAUUCGUCAACCCUCGAAACGACCCCGAGUACUGUAUCCCCGAUUGUCCCGCGGGCUGCGCGAACGGCAAAUGCAUCGCGCCUGGCGUUUGCCAAUGCGAGCCGAACCACGUUCUCAACGGAAGCAACGCGUGCGUCCCCGAGUGCCCUCGAGGUUGCGUUAACGGCGAGUGCGUCUCGCCCGGGGUCUGCAAGUGCGAGCCAGGCUUCACCCUCGACGCCGCCAGCAAAUGCGUGCCCGAGUGCCCUCGAGGGUGCGCCAACGGCGAGUGCGUCUCGCCCGGGGUCUGCAAGUGCGGCCCAGGCUUCGCCCUCGACGCCGCCUCGAGCGGAUGCGUGCCGGAGUGCCCGCUGGGCUGCGUGAACGGCGACUGCGUCGCGCCCGGUGCCUGCGCCUGCAAGCCGGGCUACGCCGUCGACGCGAGCAAAAAGUGCGCCCCAACCUGUUCGCGGGAUUGCGCGAACGGCAAAUGCGUCGCGCCGGAUUCUUGCGAUUGCAACCCGGGCUACACUCUGGACGGCAACGACGAGUGCGUGCCGGAUUGUCCCCAAGGCUGCACGAACGGCGAGUGCGUUGCCCCGGGGGUGUGCGACUGCCACGUCGGCUACUUCCGCGACCAGAACGGCAGAUGCGCCAAGAAGCCGGGGACGGAUUGUCGGUUGGACUGCGGCCCGAACGCGCACUGCGUCGGCCCGAACCAGUGCACCUGCGACCUGGGAUUCAAAUUGGACCCCGACACCAACAAGUGCGUCCCCUUCUCCAACUCUUUCCAAUGCAGAAACGGGUGCGGCGCCCACGGGCUCUGCGUCGGUCCCGACAUGUGCAUCUGCGAUUACGGGAUGGCCGUCGACCCUGUGACGGGCAGGUGCCCGGAGCCGAGGAGUCAGACGGCAAACUCGAAUCGAGAUCGGCCGCAAUGCCAGCACGGUUGCGGCCCGAACGGGGUCUGCGUCGGCCCCGAUCGUUGCGCUUGCGACCAGGGAUUCGCGCUCGACUCCAGCACCGGCAAAUGUGUCCCCUCGUCCGGGACGGCGGAGCCUUUCUGCGAGAUUCCGUGUCUGAACGGGGAGUGUACCGGUUUGAAUCAAUGCACGUGCAAGCGCGGUUACGUUAUCAGCCCCUUGGAUGUGACGAGAACGAGAUGCGUGCCCGUGUGCAUCGGCGGCUGUCACAAUGGCGUGUGCACGGCCCCCAACCUGUGCAUCUGUAACCCUGGCUACACGAAAGAGACUGGAGUCAAGGGCAGACAAAGAUGCGUUCCCGUUUACUCAUUAGGGAAGCGAUAUCGCUGGACAUCCUGUUUCGUUUCUAUCGUGUCGCAGGAUAUACGCGAUGGCAUGGCGCCAGUGAAUACUGAGAAACGAUGCGACAUGCAUCUCGAAACGGCAUCUCUCCAACUUGUACUUUUUCUCCCCGUUCUUUUCGAGCUAAACGGGGCGGUACUGUUCCCAGACGAGAGCCAAGGUAUUUGUACGCGAAGGAUCAGUUACAGGGCGUCGCGAGACGUCCCCUACAAGCAGUCCUACAGAAGCAGUGUAUGGGGGAUUUUCUACGAGACGAAAUAUCGUUGGAUUUACCGGAAGGAGUAUUAUACCGCCUACGGCAUCAAAUAUCAUUGCUGCAAGGGAUACGUAUUUAAGAACGAUGUUUGCGUACCUGUUUGCACCCCACCUUGCCUGAAUGGCCAAUGCAUGCCGAAUAAUUAUUGCAAAUGCGACCAUGGAUACGUAAGACACACGGGGAACGAAUGUUCGCCGUAUUGCAGCAAUUGUGUCAACGGGAAAUGCAUAGCGCCAGACGUAUGCCAAUGCAAUUUCGGAUAUCAAAUGAAGAACGAUGUCUGCGAGCCAGUAUGUGCCGAAGACUGCGAAAAGCAACACGCUUAUUGCUCCUCGCCGAACACGUGCACCUGCAACGUUGGUUACCAGGCUGUCAACCGUCAAUGCGAGCCAAUCUGCACGUUGGAAUGCGUGAACGGAGCGUGUACGGAGCCUGACACGUGCACUUGUCACGACGGUUACAUACAGCACGGCGAUUACACGAUGCAACACGUUUGCGUCCCACAUUGCGAGCAAUCUUGCGAGCCGUACGGGAAAUGCACUGCCCCUAAUGUCUGCACUUGUUACAAGGGUUAUCGUCUCGAUAACGGGAGCAAGACGAGGUGCAAGCCUAUCUGCAAGCGAACUUGCGUGAACGGAUACUGCAGCGCACCAGAGGUAUGCACAUGUGAUCCAGGCUACGAACACUCCACGACCAACCUCACCAUGACCAUCUGCCGACCCAUCUGCGUGAACGAGUGCAUAAACGGGUAUUGCAGUGCCCCGAAUACCUGCCAAUGCAACCCGGGCUAUCGAUUUUUAAAGGACGCGUCCGAUCUCUGUGAACCGUUCUGCGAACGGCCUUGCAAGAACGGCCGCUGCACCGCUCCCAACCAGUGCACCUGCGACAGGGACCACCACCCAAACCCGGACGAUCCCUUUACUUGCGACCCGACCUGCAACGAGGGAUGCCACUUCGGAACUUGCACCGCGCCUGGCACGUGUACUUGCUACGAUGGAUAUUCGGCAAGAAACGCGACGGUGUGCGAGCCCGUGUGCACAAAAGCCUGCGUGCACGGGUAUUGCGACGCUCCAGAGGUCUGCAGCUGCGAUCUCGGCUACGAGUUGUCCGCGGAUUAUUAUUACGUGUGUGUACCGGUGUGCAAACAAAGCUGCGUGAACGGAUACUGCAGCGCGCCGAACAAGUGCGAGUGUUCAACGGGCUAUCAACCGUUGAACAAUAACACCGAUAUUUGCGAGCCGAUCUGCGAGCCGAAUUGCACCAAUGGAUAUUGCAUUCGUCCUCAUGAGUGCAAGUGCAAUGAAGGUUAUCGAUUAUUGGAAACUGGCUCAAACAUUUGCCAACCUGUUUGCGAACAAUCUUGCGUGAACGGUUACUGCAGCGCGCCGAACAAGUGCGAGUGUUCAACGGGCUAUCAACCGUUGAACAAUAACACCGAUAUUUGCGAGCCGAUCUGCGAGCCGAAUUGCAUCAACGGGCGUUGCAUUCGUCCUUAUAAAUGCAAGUGCGAUCCGGGCUAUCAAUUUUUGGAAACCGGCUCAAACAUUUGCCAACCCGUUUGCGAACAAUCUUGCGUGAAUGGAUAUUGCAGCGCGCCGAACAAGUGCGAAUGUUCGGUGGGUUAUCAACCGUUCAACAAUAACACCGAUAUUUGCGAGCCGAUCUGCGAGCCGAAUUGCAUCAACGGACGUUGCAUUCGUCCUCAUGAGUGCAAGUGCAAUGAAGGUUAUCGAUUAUUGGAAACUGGCUCAAACAUUUGCCAACCUGUUUGCGAACAAUCUUGCGUGAAUGGAUAUUGCAGCGCGCCGAACAAGUGCGAGUGUUCAACGGGCUAUCAACCGUUGAACAAUAACACCGAUAUUUGCGAGCCGAUCUGCGAGCCGAAUUGCAUCAACGGACGUUGCAUUCGUCCUCAAGAGUGCAAAUGCAAUGAAGGUUAUCGAUUAUUGGAAACCGGCUCAAACAUUUGCCAACCUGUUUGCGAACAGCCUUGCUUAAAUGGAUAUUGCAGCGCGCCAAACAAGUGCGAGUGUUCAACGGGUUAUCAACCAUUCAACAAUAACACCGAUAUUUGCGAGCCGAUCUGCGAGCCGAAUUGCACCAAUGGAUAUUGCAUUCGUCCACACGAGUGCAAGUGCAAUGAAGGUUAUCGAUUGUUGGAAAAUGGUUCGAACAUUUGCCAACCUGUUUGCGAACAAUCUUGCGUAAAUGGAUAUUGCAGUGCGCCGAACAAGUGCGAAUGUUCGGUCGGUUAUCAACCGUUCAACAAUAACACCGAUAUUUGCGAGCCGAUCUGUGAGCCAAAUUGCAUCAAUGGACGUUGCAUUCGUCCACACGAGUGCAAGUGCAAUGAAGGUUAUCGAUCAUUGGAAACUGGUUCGAAUAUUUGCGAACCUGUUUGUGAACAGCCUUGCGUAAAUGGAUACUGCAGCGCGCCGGAUGAGUGCAGUUGCGACCAAGGUUAUGGUCCAUCGGAAGACAAUGGUACCAAGGUUUGCGAGCCGAUCUGCGAGCCGAAUUGCACCAAUGGAUAUUGCAUUCGUCCUCAUGAGUGCAAGUGCAAUGAAGGUUAUCGAUUAUUGGAAACUGGCUCAAACAUUUGCCAACCUGUUUGCGAACAAUCUUGCGUGAACGGAUAUUGCAGCGCGCCGAACAAGUGCGAGUGUUCAACGGGCUAUCAACCGUUGAACAAUAAUACCGAUAUUUGCGAGCCGAUCUGCGAGCCGAAUUGCAUCAACGGGCGUUGUAUUCGUCCUUAUGAAUGCAAGUGCGAUCCGGGCUAUCAAUUAUUGGAAACCGGCUCAAACAUUUGCCAACCUGUUUGCGAACAGCCUUGCGUGAACGGAUACUGCAGCGCGCCGAACAAGUGCGAAUGUUCAACGGGUUAUCAACCAUUCAACAAUAAUACCGAUAUUUGCGAGCCGAUCUGCGAACCGAAUUGCAUUAACGGACGUUGCAUUCGUCCUCAAGAGUGCAAGUGCAAUGAAGGUUAUCGAUUAUUGGAAACCGGCACAAACAUUUGCCAACCUGUUUGUGAACAGCCUUGCGUAAAUGGAUACUGCAGCGCGCCGGAUGAGUGCAGUUGCAACCAAGGUUAUAGUCCAUCGGAAGACAAUGGCACCAAAGUUUGUGAGCCAAUCUGCAAGCCGAAUUGCACCAAUGGAUAUUGCAUUCGUCCUCAUGAGUGCAAGUGCGAUCCGGGCUAUCAAUUAUUAGAAACCGGUUCGAACAUUUGCCAACCUGUUUGCGAACAACCUUGCGUGAACGGAUACUGCAGCGCGCCGAACAAGUGCGAGUGUUCAACGGGCUAUCAACCGUUGAACAAUAACACCGAUAUUUGCGAGCCGAUCUGCGAGCCGAAUUGCACCAAUGGAUAUUGCAUUCGUCCACACGAGUGCAAAUGUAAUGAAGGUUAUCGAUCGCUGGAAAAUAGUUCGAACAUUUGCGAACCUGUUUGUGAACAGCCUUGCGUAAAUGGAUACUGCAGCGCGCCGGAUGAGUGCAGUUGCGACCAAGGUUACGGUCCAUCGGAAGACAAUGGCACCAAAGUUUGUGAGCCAAUCUGCAAGCCGAAUUGCAUCAAUGGAUAUUGUAUUCGUCCUCAUGAGUGCAAGUGCAAUGAAGGUUAUCGAUUGUUGGAAAAUGGUUCGAACAUUUGCCAACCUGUUUGUGAACAGCCUUGCAUAAAUGGAUAUUGCAGUGCGCCGAACAAGUGCGAAUGUUCGGUCGGUUAUCAACCAUUCAACAAUAAUAUCGAUAUUUGCGAGCCGAUCUGUGAGCCAAAUUGCACCAAUGGACGUUGCAUUCGUCCACACGAGUGCAAGUGCAAUGAGGGUUAUCGAUCGUUGGAAAAUAGUUCGAAUAUUUGCGAACCUGUUUGUGAACAGCCUUGCGUAAAUGGAUACUGCAGUGCGCCAGAUGAGUGCAGUUGCGAUCAAGGUUACGGUCCAUCGGAAGACAAUGGCACCAAAAUUUGUGAGCCAAUCUGCAAGCCGAAUUGCACCAAUGGAUAUUGCAUUCGUCCACACGAGUGCAAGUGCGAUCCGGGCUAUCAAUUAUUGGAAACCGGCUCAAACAUUUGCCAACCUGUUUGCGAACAGCCUUGCGUGAACGGAUACUGCAGCGCGCCGAACAAGUGCGAAUGUUCGGUGGGUUAUCAACCAUUCAACAAUAACACCGAUAUUUGCGAGCCGAUCUGUGAGCCAAAUUGCACCAAUGGAUAUUGCAUUCGUCCACACGAGUGCAAGUGUAAUGAAGGUUAUCGAUCAUUGGAAACUGGUUCGAACAUUUGCGAACCUGUUUGCGAACAGCCUUGCGUAAAUGGAUACUGCAGCGCGCCGGAUGAGUGCAGUUGCGACCAAGGUUACGGUCCAUCGGAAGAUAAUGGUAGCAAGAUUUGCGAGCCCGUAUGCGAGCAAUCGUGCGGUGAGAACGGGAUCUGCGUUGCGCCCAACAGCUGCGAAUGCGAGCGGGGUUACAAGCGGGAGGCGACGUGGAACGAGACUUUAUCCAACGUUUGCGAGCCCAUCUGCGAAUUCGACUGCGGAAACGGUACCUGCGCAUCCCCUAACGUGUGCACCUGUUACGCGGGCUACGCGAAAAGGGGCGGGCAAGAUCGGUGCGACCUUGCGUUGUGCGAGUCUUGCGACAAUGGAACGUGCACGAGACCCGGGGUGUGCGAGUGCGACCAAGGUUUCGUCGAAGCGAGACGAGGGAAUGGAACCGUCUGCGAGCCGUAUUGCGAGAAUUGCUCGAAUGGAAGCUGCGUGGCACCUGGCGACUGCCUGUGCAACUUCGGCUUCGUGAAGGAGGAUAACGAGGAUGGCGAGUGCGUUAUCGCGUGUCGAGACAAUUGCAACGAUCGUGGGAUCUGUGAUAUCGAGAACAGAACUUGUCGUUGUUUCUACGGGUGGGAUGGAACGUAUUGCGAGGAGGCAAGAUUUUGCGUGUUCGUGGUGGAGAAUGGGAUAGAACGGUUGAACGUAUGGAACGUAGAGUACGAUGUGAAUGAUACGAUUGAUUACGUGUUCGCGAACAGUCCAUCGUGUUAUCACGAUUGUUUGAGGAACGAAACCUUGUGCAAUGGAAAGUACAGGAAGGACGGCAUGGGGAACGAUACGAUCGCCUGUCUGAUCGAUUCUAAUUGCAGUCGAGUGUACGCGUUGCUCUCGAAUCACGUAAUCAUAGGUGGAAUAGCUAUGGGUAUCGCUAUGGUUAUAGCCGGUAGCGCCAUCGUGAUCUAUUCGCUGAGACGAAACGUGAGAAAGAGGAAAUUUUCUCUAGAUAAUCCGCCAACAUCGAUGCAGAUGCAGAAUCGAGCCGAGGAGAAGAACAGAAAUUGAAAGACAAGUUUAUCACACGUUUAUAAUUUAUAAAUUAAAUUAUUGUAAUCAAUAAAAAAAAUUGUAUAAAAGAGAAAAAAAA
Molecule: messenger RNA, 9485 nt
Organism: Apis cerana (Asiatic honeybee)
Lineage: Eukaryota; Metazoa; Arthropoda; Insecta; Hymenoptera; Apidae
Product: fibrillin-2
Molecular function (GO): protein binding
Source: RefSeq, a predicted model, not a curated record